This is a messenger RNA of Colias croceus (clouded yellow), 1730 nucleotides long. RefSeq names its product chitinase-like protein EN03 (gene Idgf). The coding region runs from base 59 to 1363 and encodes 434 amino acids. Gene Ontology annotation, cellular component: extracellular region. Gene Ontology annotation, molecular function: chitin binding. The record is from RefSeq and is a predicted model, not a curated record. The transcript is spliced from 9 exons. NCBI's taxonomy places the organism in Eukaryota, Metazoa, Arthropoda, Insecta, Lepidoptera, Pieridae. Gene Ontology annotation, biological process: carbohydrate metabolic process; chitin catabolic process.
AAAUCAGAACUCAUUCGCCACAAACGCAGCGUGGUGAUCAGACGUGCAAGCAGUUAAUAUGAAGAUCCUUCUCGCGUUCGUUGGAGCCUUGGCUCUGGCGGUGGCCAACCCACCCCCAAACCAGGGCAAAGUCAUCUGCUACUACGACAGCAAGAGCUAUGUACGGGAAUCUCAAGCCCGCAUGCUGCCGCUCGACCUGGACCCAGCAUUAUCCUUCUGCACCCACCUGGUCUACGGCUAUGCUGGAAUCCAGCCUGACACUUACAAGAUGGUCUCCCUCAACGAGAAUCUGGAUGUAGACCGCGCCCACGCCAACUACAGAGCCAUCACCAACUUCAAGUCGAAGUACCCUGGCUUGAAGGUCUUGCUGUCUGUUGGAGGUGAUGCUGAUACUGAGGAGGCUGAGAAGUACAAUCUUCUGUUGGAGUCCCCGCAAGCGCGUACAGCUUUUGUCAACUCUGGAGUGCUUCUGGCUGAGCAGCAUGGUUUCGACGGUGUCGAUCUUGCUUGGCAGUUCCCUAGGAUCAAGCCUAAGAAGAUCCGCUCCACUUUCGGUUCCAUCUGGCACGGUAUCAAGAAGACCUUCGGCACCACGCCCGUGGACGAGAAAGAGGCUGAACAUCGCGAAGGAUUCACCGCUCUGGUCCGCGAAAUGAAGGCAGCCCUCAACCUGAAACCCAACAUGCAACUGUCCGUCUCCGUUAUGCCAAAUGUCAACGCUACCAUCUACUACGACGUGCCAGCGAUCAUCAACUUGGUAGACAUCGUGAACCUCCACGCCUACGACUACUUUACUCCUGCCAGGAACCCCAAGGAGGCCGACUAUGCCGCUCCCACGUACAAGCCACAGAACCGCAAUGAACUGUCCAACGUUGAUGCUGCUAUUUCUUACUGGCUCACUGCUGGAGCUCCUAGCAACAAAAUCGUUGUUGGUAUUGCAACCUUCGCCCGUACAUGGAAACUUGACUCUGACAGCGAAAUCUCUGGAGUGCCUCCAAUCCACACUGAUGGACCUGGUGAAGCUGGCCCUUACACCAAGACGGAAGGUCUUCUAAGCUACCCAGAAGUUUGCGCUAAGCUGAUCAAUCCCAACCACCAAAAGGGCAUGCGCCCCCAUUUAAGGAAGGUCACUGACCCGAGCAAGCGUUUUGGCACCUACGCGUUCCGCCUUCCCGAUGACAACGGUGACCCCGGCUUGUGGGUCAGUUACGAGGACCCUGACACAGCUGGCCAGAAAGCUAGCUACGUGAAAUCCAAGAACCUCGGAGGAGUGUCCAUUGUCGAUCUGUCUAUGGAUGACUUCCGUGGUCUCUGCACAGGAGACAAAUACCCCAUCCUCCGUGCUGCUAAAUACCGCCUAUAAAUUUGACUCAUUGCAUUUGUAAUUUAGCUAAUGCAAGCUGUAAAAUAUAAUUUUGUGUUACAUCCUUAGUUUAUAAGCGUAUUCCUCCGUGACAUGUUGUUAAAAUGGAUUAUUUAAAAAUAAAUAUUGCACAUAUCGCUGUGAAAUACGUUUAGGUAGAUCUAUUAAUGUAAGCACCUUAUUUUAAUAAAAGCUUUAUGCCGAUGAAAAUAAAUCCAAAUAUUGUAAUCUUGUAUUAUCGUCACUAUUAAACAAUGUAAAAGUUAGAUGUCCUAAAUGAUAUCUAAAAAAAAAAUAGGCAACGUGUAUUGUGACAUAUUCACGUGAAUUUUGUAAGUGAGAAAACGCUUUAAAAAUGAAUAAAAUG